Lactuca virosa is the source of this 629-nucleotide messenger RNA. The record is from the annotation of a GenBank genome assembly. Lineage: Eukaryota; Viridiplantae; Streptophyta; Magnoliopsida; Asterales; Asteraceae.
AUGAGUAGGAAAGGUGUGAAAUGGGAUGAAGCAAAUCUGGGGGAAAUUGAAGCAAAUAAACCUGUAAGGCAGAAAAUCACUGAACCAAAGACUCCAUAUCAUCCAAUGCUUGAUGUUGAUGGAUCUUUGUCUCCCAAUAUACGUAGGGAUACUAGUUUUCUUGAAGGCGAUGACAACACCAUUCAUGCAGAAGCAAUUCAAUCUGCAUUGAAUGACGUGGCAUCUUCUAGUAGUAGUAGUAAUAACAACCUCCAACGUGCCAGCUGGACAUCAUCAGAAGAUGAAGCUGAUUACAUGGAUCAAGAUAACCAAGAUUCUGAGACAGGGAGAGGAAAGGGGGGGUUUAAAGAACACAGGCGGGCCCACUAUGAUGAAUUUCAUAAAGUUAAGGAAAUGCAACGGAAAGGUUCUUUCGAUGACGUGUCGUCUGACGAGGAUGGAGGAAAUAGGAAGAAAACAAACGGGAAACGUGGGCUGUCCACGUCAUCGUCCUCGCUGGCAACUGGUUUGGAGGAUAUUGACCUCAAAGAUGCGGCUACAGAUUUAUCGCCUCCAAGGGGCUCUCACAAUUGAAUUCUAUAACUCUCUCUAUGCUCUUUAACUCUUAAGAUACAUAUGACAUUGAUGAU